AUGACCUCCACCUUCCUCUCAAAAGUAGUCCUGGUCACUGGGGCCAGCUCGGGCAUCGGCCGCGAGGUGGCCGUCCACUUUGCCCGUCUUGGCGCGCAUCUGUCGAUUUGCGGCCGAAACGCAGCGGCUCUCGCGGAAACCGUCGCCCAACUGGAGCGGCAGCGGUCAGAGCCCGGUCAGCGAUUUCACCAAUCGGUGGUCGAUGUGACCGUGGAGGCCGAUGUGGAGCGACUGGUCAAGGAGACGCUGGCCGCCUUCAACGGUCAACUCGAUGUGCUGGUGAACAACGCGGGCAUCCUCGAGAUGGGCUCCAUUGAAAGCACCGACCUGGCGCAGUACGACCGCGUGAUGAACACCAAUGUACGGUCCAUCUAUCAGCUGAUGAUGCUGACGGUGCCCAGCCUGAUUGCCAGUAAAGGAAACAUCGUCAACGUCAGCUCGGUGAAUGGGCUGCGCUCCUUUCCGGGCGUGCUCGCGUACUGCGUCUCCAAGUCGGCGCUGGAUCAGCUGACCGCCUGCACCGCCGUAGAGCUGGCGCCCAAGGGCGUCCGCGUGAAUGCGGUGAAUCCGGGCGUCAUCACCACGGGCAUUCAGAAGAAGUCCGGCCUCACUGAUGAGCAGUUUGCCGCCUUCCUCGAGCGCUCCAAGCAGACGCACGCCCUGGGACGCCCGGGAGAGGUGGACGAGGUGGCGGGAGCGAUCACCUUUCUCGCCUCGCCGGCGGCCAGCUUUAUCACCGGCGCCUGCCUGCCCGUCGAUGGUGGACGACAUGCGAUGUGUCCUCGUUAG
Rhagoletis zephyria (snowberry fruit fly) is the source of this 789-nucleotide messenger RNA. Lineage: Eukaryota; Metazoa; Arthropoda; Insecta; Diptera; Tephritidae. The record is from RefSeq and is a predicted model, not a curated record.